GUUUAUUUUUUCCUAGAUUGUUACCACCUACAAGAGCAGGCACAGACACGGGCACAGGGAGAGGAGAUAGCUAGGCAACGCAGCAUUCAGGAUAAAAAUAGAAUGUUAAAUAUUUAUAUGUAGAACAUGCGCAGCUCAUUGAUAAAAGUCCUGGCGCUGCUGCGCACUCUCUCAGUCGAGAUGCGAGAGAAGGGAGCAUAGAAUCCUGUAGGAUACUAUACAUGCCGUGGCCUUUUAUGCUGAUGUCCUUAUAUCUUUCCGUUCAGUUUCGAAGAGUCCUGCACCGAGAGCAGUUGAUACAGUCCGACGACAACAGCUUUUCUGCGCCGUGUCUGAGUCUGGAGUUGUUUUGUGUGUAUAACUAACGAAGUCACACCAUGAGACAUAAUUAUAACGCGCUUUUACUGGCCACGUUUGUGACAUGGUCGGGGGUGUUGUGCAGCACGGCUUGGGGCACCACAGAGGGCCAAGAGACUCCGCUUGCGCUCCCCGUGGCAGAGCAGACCCAGCCCACUACGGCAAUUCAGGGAGAGGUGUGGGAGGAGGACGAUCACGAAGUCCUCAUAAGGAACGAGCGCGGCACCAAGAGCGAUGGUUUGUCCUGCCGAUAUGGCAAGAACCCGUGGACUGAAUGCGAUACGAAAACAAAUACUCGUUCUCGAACCUUGACUCUAAAGAAGGGUGAUCCGGCCUGCGACCAAACACGCACUAUUCAAAAGAAAUGCAAAAAAGCUUGCCGAUAUGAGAAGGGCUCCUGGUCGGAGUGCGCCACUGGACAGAUGACUCGGGCCGACAAAUUAAAGACGAGCAGUGAUCCUUCCUGCGAAGCAACGCGCGUUAUCAAGAAGAACUGCAAGCCAGGCAAGUCCAAGGAUAAGAGUGCCAAAGAGCAGCGCAAGAACAAGGAUAAAGCCGCUCGCAAAGGACGCGUUUAAGUGAUUACGAAAAUCAAUAAUUUCAAAUCUCUCCCCCAUCCCCGUGUUGGUUUAUGUCUCUCGUUUGUGAGGCGAAUACUUUAAGUUGAACCUGCCCACUUUUUAAUAUAUUUAUAACAAUGAGAAACAGAAGAAUUGCGAUGUCUGCUAUGUAUACCCGAAAGGCAUGCGGCAUAUUAAAUGUUGUAGUUUGGUUCUCAGCAAACGAUACACUUACACUUAAUAUUUAACGACAGUACGUUCAAUUGUAAAACAUAAUAGCAACUUUGCGGAAUUUAACGUAUUUAUGCAACGCAGAAUAAAGGAUAUUCAUACGAUACCAUUACCAUUACCACUACCAUUACCAGUACCAUACCUACAUAAAUACCUAAUUAUUUAGUUUAUUCAAGAGAAAAACAUAAAACCAAACCCAGUCUACAUAAAGCAUUCUCUGAAAUUACAAAAACUGGAAGGGCAGUUGCCUUAUCGGAAUCAAUAUCAAUUCUUAAACGCAGCCUCCAGAAGUGUGUGACUGUUGAAGCCCUUUCCAUAAUAUUUAGAGUUGUUCUUCAUUGAAUUUUACAUAAUAAUAACCGUAAACCGUAAAGCGUAAACCGUAAAUUUAAAAAAUAAAACCAAACAUUUAAUCUGAUUAUUGAUGUGACAUUUUGGCAAGUAUCAGCUUCUGUAUCAGAUCUCAAGCAAAGCAGAAGGAUACUGUGAGGACGGUAUCAAAUUUGUCAUUCGCAGAUAAUAAAUUUAACACUUAGUGUAAAUAUUGUAAAAAUAAAAGUAUAAAAAGAAAAACCUACUAUAGAAAGAAGAAGACAAGGAGGUGGACAUUGUAGGCGAUUGGCAUUUUAAAGUAGUUUACAGCUCACUUUCACUGAAUACUGAAUAAUUAAAGUAAAGCCCACAUUUGGGAACGGGGAUACCACCUUCCCGGUAAUUAAUAUACAGUCGAAGUACCGACAUACACACAUACAUAUUCUGAUCAAAAAUUGUACCAUUUCAAAGACAUGGUUUAUCUUUUUAAUAAACACAUAUAAACUUAGAACGUUAACUACGACUUGAUGUAAUUGUCUGUAAGCAGUUUUACAACCCCAUACCCAUACCCAUACCCAAACGAUUCACAUUUACAUUCACACUCAUGGCAUGCUAUUCAUAAACACAUCAUCGUUAGGGGCAGAAUUCGGCGAGUCUCUUUGUUCCACAAGGAAUCUGAGCACAUGAGCAACUGCCCCGGAGUAAAGUGAAAUUUGUUUACGUACGUAUACAUGCAGACGCAUACAAUAUAAGAAAAAGAAGUAACUGAACUUUAAUAAAUACAAAUAUUACGGAAUAACUAUUUGAAUAAUUAUUCAAACGCAAAUCGUGGUGCUGAAUUUAUUAGCCUGGCUUGGCUUGACUUGAAGGUUUAAUAUCCCGCAGAAAUCCGAUACUUUAAGGCAUCCUUAUCCGGAACAGUAAUAAAGGUACAGGUACAGAGGUGGGUAUUUCUAUAGAACACCUCAGUUUGGAAGAUCAAGUUCGAAUCGGGCAGCAGGGGUGUCACAGCCUGCACCGAUUUCUCGCUGUUUAUUUUCCUUGUCUGCGUACGCUGUUUGUUUCUUUACCAAACCGAAACUCUCUCGCAGGGAAAUCACUCAAAACAUGUUUUGGCUGAGGUCUCGGAAACGAAAUGGAACUGGGAACUAUGAACGAGAGAUGUAUACUGAAAACUUGCUCAAAACUGUAUCUACUUGUAUUUUGAUAUACAUAAUUGUAAACCGCUCGAAGAACUCCAAUCUGUUACACAACGCCUGGUCAUUGUUUACAUUCCGUUUGCCUCAGUUCAGAUAUGAAUGUGAGUCCCUUGCAUUUCCUCUGUACAUAUACAUAAUCGAUCAUAAUAAAGAAGAGAACAUGA
Molecule: messenger RNA, 2823 nt
Organism: Drosophila kikkawai
Lineage: Eukaryota; Metazoa; Arthropoda; Insecta; Diptera; Drosophilidae
Gene: miple1
Product: midkine and pleiotrophin 1
Biological process (GO): mesoderm morphogenesis
Cellular component (GO): extracellular region
Molecular function (GO): heparin binding; growth factor activity
Source: RefSeq, a predicted model, not a curated record